UGACCAAACGUUGGGCCCUACCCCUACUUUUAGCUCUUUCCUUCCUCCCAAUUUCUAAAUCCUAAGCAAUCCCUAUCCACCCUCAACUUCUUCUAUUAAAUCCCACCACCACCACCUCCGCCGUUACGCCAUGGCAUCCUCCCCAUCCACCGCCGUGCCCCGUCUCUUCUACCACCCUGCCUACUGGUGCCACUCCUGCGACAUGAGCAUCGGUCUUCCUCCAUCCCCCACUCCCAACGCCCUCCUCUGCCCCCACUGCCACCGUGACUCCCUCGAACAGAUGGAGAUGGAGGAUUCUAUAACCCUGCCUUCUGCUUCCCCCAGAAACCCUUUCUCCCAGGACCCCGCCUCCGGCGCCACUUUCACCCCCUCCGACGACAACUUCCUCCUAAACAGCCCCUACCUCCACCGUCUCAUCCACCACCUCACCACCACCACCGCCGCUGCCAAUCCCCGAUCCAACCCCGCCCCCAAGUCUUCCAUAGAGGCGCUGCAAGAAGUCACUAUUACCCUCGAGAGUGACCCCACUAUGCUCUGCCCAGUAUGUAAGGACCCUUUUGUUGUCAACUCCGUCGUGAAGAUGAUGCCAUGUAAACACAGUUACCAUUCAGAUUGCAUAGUUCCGUGGCUCGAGAUAAAUAAUUCUUGCCCAGUUUGCCGGUUUAAGCUGCCCGCCGCGGAGGAGGAAACGGAGGAGAAUGGGGAGGAGGGGUAUGUGGGAUCUGUGAGGCUUGAGGAAUUGGUGGAUGAUGAGGUAGAUUUGUAUGGCUUUAGGAACACGCUAAGGCAUAUUGCGAGGAGGCAUCGCUGGAAUGAGGAGGGGCAUAUUGGGAGUGGGAGCGAGGGGAAUUUGUUGUCCCCUACGCAAAUUGGGGAGGUGGAGAGAGGGGAUGGGGUUUUAGAGAGGGAAAACAGUGUGGAGACUGUGUCGAGUUUGCCAAGGUGGCCGGUGGAGGAGAGAAGGGGUGGCAGCGGAGGAAAUGAUGGUACUGAUGCAUUUGCUAGGAGUUAAGUUCUAAUGGGGUGUUUAUUGGAUCUUGUUCUGUUUCCCCAGAAAUUAGAGGUGAUGUAAAUUUCGUAGGAGGCCAGAGCCGUCUUAUCACUGAUUUCGGUCAAGUGAAGUGUAAAUUUGCCAUGAAUGACUCUGCUUCUGUUUAAUAACAUUAAGUGUGAAUCUUGCAUUCCCUUCUACCUUUCUCCUUCAAUCUCUUAUCUCUUAGAAGUGUAAUCAGUACUCUUAAUGGUGCUUGAAACUUUGUCCAGCAAAUUUUGGUAAAUCAUUACGAAAUGAUUUAUAACGUUUUUGCUCUCCCCACCACCACCUCGGAACCUUUCUUUUAAGUUCUGAUUGUAGAUUGGCUUCCGCUUGGGUUGCCAUUUCGAGCCCGGCUAUAUUUACUUAAGUCCUUUCAUCAUAUUGUUCAUAAUUUGCUACUCUAAGAUGAUGAAAGGGGAUGUUUGGAUUUUACUUGUCAA
Molecule: messenger RNA, 1476 nt
Organism: Sesamum indicum (sesame)
Lineage: Eukaryota; Viridiplantae; Streptophyta; Magnoliopsida; Lamiales; Pedaliaceae
Product: E3 ubiquitin-protein ligase RDUF2
Biological process (GO): protein ubiquitination
Cellular component (GO): cytoplasm
Molecular function (GO): ubiquitin protein ligase activity
Source: RefSeq, a predicted model, not a curated record